Molecule: messenger RNA, 1837 nt
Organism: Hevea brasiliensis (rubber tree)
Lineage: Eukaryota; Viridiplantae; Streptophyta; Magnoliopsida; Malpighiales; Euphorbiaceae
Product: B3 domain-containing transcription factor VRN1
Exons: 6
Coding region: 185-1606 (473 amino acids)
Molecular function (GO): DNA binding
Source: RefSeq, a predicted model, not a curated record
UAUCUCUAGCUAAUUAAUUGCAGAACCAAAGCUGUGGUUAUUGAGCUAGUCAAUAAUAAAUAAGAAAUCUCACCCGCUAUAAUCGUUACUGGGUUAAGCCUGUUUUAAAGGAGGUUGGACAACUUCAAAUUUUCCAUCAGAAGAGCCAACCACUAAGAGAAGAAGGAGAAACCAACUUCUAAAAAUGGCUUCUUCUUCUUCCAAGAGAGACAUGUUUGAGGCAGACAGGCCACAUUUUUUCAAAAUAAUUCUUAAAGAAACCAUUCAUGAUAAGAAGCUUGGUAUUCCAAGGAGGUUUGUAAGAAAGUAUGGAAAAGAUCUGAAAAGUCCUGCGCUCCUUCAAGUGCCUAGCGGUAGAAUAUGGAAAGUGGAGCUCACCAAAUGUGAUGGUGAGGUUUGGUUACAUAAUGGUUGGCAAGAAUUUCUGGAGUAUUACUCCCUAGCAUAUGGAUCCUUCUUAGUUUUUGAAUAUAGUAAGAGAAAUUGCCAUUUCAAUGUAAUCAUAUUUGACAAGACUGCAUCCGAGAUAUAUUAUCCCAUCAGUUUCACUAAUGGAGAUGAUGAGGAGCCUAAUAAUCUCCAGGAAGAAAUCCAAGAGCCAAGGAUUAUUCAAGAAACUGAAAAUGAUGCAUCUGUUGAAAUCUUGGAUGACUUGCCAUGCCGAAAAAGAAAAGAGAAACCACCAUUGUCAUUCCCCCUUCCUCAAAAGAUGACGAAGGUUGAGAAUCCUACAGGAAACAGAGGUUUGCAUUGUCCUGAAAGGCAAGAUGAAGGAAAUAGAGUCUUUGGAGGCAUUUCUGCUCAUAAACAAACACCAGGUAGGAUUAUUGGGAGGAAAAGACGAUUGGGAGCUAAGGAAAAAACUGAAGCUCUUCGUAGAGCUAGCACUAACUUCAAAUCCGAGAAUCCCUUUUUCCUGAUUGCAAUGCAGCCAUCAUAUGUUCAUCCAGGGGAAAAAAUGACUAUACCAGCAAGCUUUUCCGUGAAGUAUUUCCCCAUGAAGCAUAGUGGUGAUGCCACGCUGAAUUUGGAUGGGAGAACUUGGCCUGUUAAAUUUUAUAUAUGUAAUAAAGCAAAAAAUGGAAAAACAUUGCCAAAAAUUACUCAGGGUUGGAGGGCCUUUGCAAUAGACAAUCACUUGGAAGUUGGUGAUGUUUGUGCCUUUGAACUGAUUAUGAUUACGGGAUCCAAAGCUACAUUUAAAGUUACCAUUUUUCGACGCAACAAAGGUAACAAGCAUGAACUCAAAGAUGAAGAAAGGCAUUCUCCUGGAGCUAUUGAAGCUGCCAAAAGUUUCACCUCAGUGCAUCCAUUUUUCAAAUCGGUUAUUUCACCUGGCCAUAUGGAGAAUCACAACAUGCAUGUACCACAGAAGUUUAUCAGCAACAUCAAGCAAAGCUCAGAGAAAGUAAAGUUGCAGGUUGAAAAUAGAUGUUGGCUUGUGAAGCUGAAUUUUUAUCCACAAAUUGGCAAAGGUAAUUUUACUUCUGGAUGGAGUGCUUUUGUAAGGGAAAAUUCAGUGAGAGUGGGAGAUGUUUGCAUCUUUGAGCUGAUUAACAGAAAGUCUUUGCUGGUAAAAGUCACCAUUUUCAGAAAUGUCAAGUAACUUCUUGUUCCCAUUGCUAUAUAUGUUGGAAAAGUUCAGGAUAGUGUUUUUGUAUUGUGAAAUUAGACUUAUUUUAGUCUUCUAUUGGAAGAUUUAGUGGCAGUAAGCUAGAAACUUAGAAGGCAGUUGUGAUAAUUAAGGGCAAUGACCCUCUUUCUAAACUCUUCUGUAGUCAAUUCAGCAUGUUUUUCUCAAGUUUUAAUGGCAGUGUGCCUUUGAAAUUCCUCUAAA